Molecule: messenger RNA, 480 nt
Organism: Coccidioides immitis RS
Lineage: Eukaryota; Fungi; Ascomycota; Eurotiomycetes; Onygenales; Onygenaceae
Exons: 3
Coding region: 1-480 (159 amino acids)
Source: RefSeq, a predicted model, not a curated record
AUGCAUCCAAGGCUCGUCGUCAACGGUGAGGCUGUGAGGAAGAUCGCGGAACCAGUGGAGUUGAGUAAAGCAAAGUGUCUCCGGAGCGGCGGGCGGCCGGUUGGGAAUAAUGAUGGAAAGGUCAUCGAAACAUUGACCAGAUGGUUUCUGCGCAACGCUUUGGCCCCGACAAUCACCGUUGUAGCAAUUACUGACACCGGGCGAGGUGGACCAGGUCUUACCAGACCCAUCGAUGCUAUUUCUGACUAUGCCCCGUUGCAGCAGGAUGCUCCGGUUGGAGCCCGAGGAGAGCCCCACCAUCGAGGUGGAGCAACUAGAGACGCAAACACGUUAAACAAUGCGAUCGCCACCAAAGAGGGCGGCGAGUCGCUUCAUGAAGCGUCCAUAUCCAAAGGCCCCAAGUCGACUAAUAUGGGGAAUUCUCUCGCUCAAGUUAACUUCGCUAGCUUGCGCGCACCCCAUCGGCAUGAUGCAAGAUAA